Molecule: messenger RNA, 1869 nt
Organism: Ruditapes philippinarum (Manila clam)
Lineage: Eukaryota; Metazoa; Mollusca; Bivalvia; Venerida; Veneridae
Product: probable G-protein coupled receptor 139
Exons: 1
Coding region: 417-1484 (355 amino acids)
Biological process (GO): G protein-coupled receptor signaling pathway
Cellular component (GO): plasma membrane
Molecular function (GO): G protein-coupled receptor activity
Source: RefSeq, a predicted model, not a curated record
UCGAUACAGCGAGUAUAAAAGGGACUGAGAGCAGAGGUAAAAACUAUCCGUGUGUCCUAGAUGUUGUACAUUUUAAUAUAACACACUGCAAGAGUUAAUAACAAGGAUUUACGAAAUUGAUAAACAACUUGCGAUCUUCUUGUAAUAGAUGUUUACAAAAAUGCAGAUCUUACAGGUUUAAUUGUGGGUUAUAAAUGAUAAAGUUGUAGAAACAGGAUAAGUUCUAUGAAAAUUGUUUGCCGUUAAUUUGGAUAUUAUCCGCAUUAUUUUAAUGAAUAGAUAUUACAAUAACUUGUUUCGUAUGUGUCAUCAAAUACGUUCAUAAUUUUCUUCAAUUUAUCUGCCGCAUAUUUAUUAUUAUGUGGUAAUAAUUUGCUGUUUGAUGUAAACAAUUUUGUUUUGCUUUUUUGUCAAUUAUGUCGGAGGAUUUAAAGUUUAAAAUUAUUGAUAAAAUACUAACAAUAUACCCACCGAUAUUGUUAGGCAUUGGAAUUAUAGGAAACAUUUUAUCUGUGAUCGUUUUGGCACAGGCAAGUACCAGAAAAACUUCGACUGGUUUUAUGUUGAUGUUCCUGACAGUUACCGACACAUUGAUUCUCAUAAAUUCCGUACUCGUGCGAUGGCUGAGCCAUAUGUUUGAGAUAAAUUUAAGGACUUCUUCAAAUGGUGCGUGCAAAUUUCAUGUUUUCUUGUCAUAUUUUCUGUUCCAACUGUCACCGUGGAUUCUUGUGCUUGUAACAGUCGAGCGAGUGUUCAGUGUGAGAUUUCCACACAGAGUAAGGGAUGUUUUUACAAGACGGAAGGUAUUUCUAGGCCUAUUUGUCCUUGUCUUAGUCAUAGCUGGUUUAAAUGCUCAUCUUAUUUAUGGAUAUGAACAUGUUUAUAAUGAUUUAUAUCAAUCAUUUGACUGCAUAGUGAUUAGCAAGCAUGAAGAUUUCAUGUUUAAAUACUGGACUUGGAUUGACUUUGUUCUUGCAUUCGCUGUUCCAUUUAGUGUGCUUCUUUGUGGCAACAUAAUGGUUAUACACACAUUACAAUCGAGUCAAAAAUUCCGAAAAGCAAGUACAGUGACUACGCAUAACGGACAGGAACUUAGAGGCCACUCAUAUCGUCGUGAAAACCGUACGGCGUCUCAUUUCACAAGUACAGCAGUCGUUUUAAACAUAGCAUUCUCCUCCUUAGUCUCUCCCUUUUCCAUCUUCGCAAUAGGACAGCCAUAUUGGUUUCCAGUGGAAACAAUAACACCAGAACGCAUUGCAAACUUGAUGCUUACUGGGACAAUAUUUCUGAUGUUGUUGCAUACAAACAGUGCAAUUAAUUUUGUGCUUUAUAUUUUUUGUGGAUCAAAGUUUCGUAGAGAUUUGAAGAACCUUUUCUGCAAGCGGAGAAGAACUAUCUCAGAAUCAAUGCAUAAUACGCGGAACUUUCAUACACAAUCUGUGAGCACCGUAAGUUCUGAAGGAGAGACGUUCAUGCGAUUAUAACGCAAAUGCAAUGUGCAUAUUGUUUGGUUAUAUGAAAUAAUGUGAAACUCAAUAAUAACAUUUUACUAAGAUGGCAUUUUUAAUGCACUAUCAACUUAUUUUAAUUUCAGCGUGUUGGGCAUUCUAACUGAACAAUCUACAAAAAGCCAGUGCUUGUUAAAUACUUAAAUAGUUUUUGACUGUUUGACUGAACAUUUUUAGUCUUAGUCCUGUUUAUCAGAUUCUGGAUUGACUGAUAUGUCCUACCUUAUAAAACGUUUAAUACUUUUAAAAAACAUGACCGUUAGUGUCAGAAGCUAGUUCAAAGACUGUUUUCUGUAUGUAUUGAUUUCGGAAAGCAUAACAUAAAAAAAGAAUGUUCUGCAAAACAAAUCAUGAUUAUCAU